Molecule: messenger RNA, 5918 nt
Organism: Ooceraea biroi (clonal raider ant)
Lineage: Eukaryota; Metazoa; Arthropoda; Insecta; Hymenoptera; Formicidae
Biological process (GO): DNA repair; resolution of meiotic recombination intermediates; DNA replication
Cellular component (GO): Slx1-Slx4 complex; nucleus
Molecular function (GO): protein binding
Source: RefSeq, a predicted model, not a curated record
ACAAAAAUGUGACUUAACUCUGUCUAUCUUUGAGGCACUGAUAUAUAGAAUUGAUAAAUACCCAUACAGCACAGAAAUCAAUUAGGACAUAUAUCCUGUGGACGUCCCUGCGACGUCCCCUGGAGCUUCUGUGCUGUAUGGGUUUCGUCCUUGAAACGUAAGAAUAAUGUCCCAAACAUAUCCUAUAGAAAUCCUUAGGAUAUUUCAUAGGAUUUCCCUCGAUAUUCCAGAGGAUCAUAUACGGCUAUCAUUUCCUCUUCCUCGGGACAUCCAGAGGAGAUCCGAGGAUUAAAAUGGGAUAUCCUCAGGAUAUCACACAUGUACGUCCUGGAUGUUCUUUGGAUGUCCUUAGGACAUCCUUGUGCUGUCUGGGUAUCGGCCUCUCAAAUAUCUGCAUUUAAAGCUUUGUGUCCACGAUGCUAGAAAUCGAUCCGAGAUCUCGAUCCAAGAAAUAUGUGACCAAUCAACUUGCAGCUUUUUCAUAAAAGCUACAAAUUGAUUUCUAGCAUCGUGGGCACUAAGAUUUAAGUACGUGCGACCAAUAUUUUAAAUAUAUGUGAGUAUUUCGUGUUCAAAUUUCGCGGGUGCAUUUGGACCGAAAUUUCAAUUGGUUGCGCUCAUCAUGCCGCCGCCGCUAUGCGCAAUACAUCUUUCUUUUUACAUCGUGUUCUCUAUUCACGUGCGAUACGGCACGGAAGAAUCGUGCGUUUUAGGUUAUUAGAGGAUUCGCAUAGAUAAUGUUAAACUGCAUCAUUGAAGAUUGUGCAUAAUAACGUGGUGCACAUUACUUGAGCUUUUUCUUUCUUGAUUAAUUUACAUGAAAUGCCGCAUGAUCCUGCGGAUAAAACGCAUAGAAAACCGCGUCAGACCAGAGGCACCCCGCUCGGAAGAUAUGUAAAUCUCAUAUCACUUGGCGUGACACUUUUCUACGGUGGUAUAUUAUACCUUUCCUAUAGAAAAAAUGUAAUUCCGCUCGCAAAUACCGACGAUACGUAUAAGAAAAUGUUAGAAGAGGCUAGAAAAAGGGACUAUCUUGUAGACUAUCCUCCAAUUAUGCACGAGCUUGCCGACAAGCUGUUUUGGGAAGGAUUAUUUAAACCUGAAUCAGAGGAUGCACAAAAAACUGAACAAGAUUAAAUAAUAGUACACAUUGAGUUUUCACAUAGAUGUAUAAUGGAUCUUAAAGAAGGUGGGUUAUGUAAGCCUAGUAGUCCAGAGAGGAGAUUACGGUUAAGGAAAGAUAAAGAAAGUGCAGAUAAUAAGACUCGUCUUUCUACUUCCAAUGACAAGUGUGAAAAGAAUGAUACAACUUGUACAUCACAGUCUCAAUGUGACGAUGAUAGUAUACUGGACUUCAAAUCACCGAAAAGAAUGUAUUCUGUGCAACCAACAAUUAUUAGCAGUAAUAAGUACACGAAUAAGUCGAAAAAAAAGCCGAUACCCCACUCUAAAUCGAAACCCAUUAACAACGACAAAAAAAUCGAGGGCAAACCGUCACAUAGUAGGAAAAUUUUACACGAUGUACAACAGCCACCGAUCGAAUCAUCGUUUUUCAAAUCGGAGAAAAAAGCAGACCCAGCUGAUGUGAAAACAGCUUGCGUGUGUCCGUUAUGUUUUAAGAACUUCAAAGAUGAAAGCUCGCAAGCUGUACAUAUGAAGAGCUGUGCGAUAAAAAAUAACGUGUCGACGAAGAAGCUGAUGGUUGCGGUGGAACUGCAAGAGCGGCAGGCUGCGGAGAGGAAGUCAUUGGGUUUACUUUCCGCCCCUGCGUUACAAGAGAAGAAGAAACCUGCUCCGCGUAAAUUGGCGUCCCACGACGACCCCGAUCUUCAGCUUGCUUUAGCACUUUCCAAAUCCUUACAUGAAAAAGAGGAGAUGGAAGAAUGGGGUGAACAAAUGAUGGUUAUAUCGUCCAAUCCGUUAUUGCCAGAUAAUAAUGCAGAGCAGUGUCGGAAAACGACGUUGCAGAGCUUUGGAUUCAUUAGCGACCGAAAUAUAUCACCGGCAGAUAACUUGUCCAAUAAAACUAAGAGAAAAAGACCUAUUGAACGGACCAUUCUUCAGAGACGUACGGCAGUAGAAAGGGAACGUAUUUUAGCAGAGAGAAUAGCUGAAAUACUUAUGGGCUACAGAGAUUUCACUCAAGGAUUGCAGGAAGAGGAAGAACGGAGUGAUAACGUCGAAAAGAAAAUUAUUAUCAAAAAUCGACUGCUUCAGGAAUUGCGUCAGACUGAGAAUACAUUGUGGGAUAGGACAAGAUUAACUGCGUCUGAAAAUGUAUUUUAUGUAGACCAAUUAUUGCCUCAGACUACGCCGUCCAAGAAAGAACAGAAAUUAAGCCAAAAAGCAAAAGAAGUAGAAACUGUAGAGGCAGCAGUUGAUGAAGAGGAAUUAACGAUUUCUUCGAAUGAGAUGAAAGCAUGUUGCAAGGAGAAAAGAUUUCUUGAUAUAUUUGUAAAAAGUUGGGGAGACAUACUGAAUGAUAGUUCCGCAAGUGAUAUUAUCAUACUCGUGAGAAACGGCAAACACAUUUGGACGCACAAGCUAGUUUUCUACGUACGUUGUGCUAACAUCUUACUUGACGUAAUUUCCAAUGAUACAGAAUUCGCUACUGCGAAAGAAAAAAUUUCUUGGAUCGAUACGGAUUACGACGUCGCUCUGGCUUUUCUAGAGUUCGUUUAUUGUGGCGUGAUAAACAGAAAUUCGAAGGUACUCGAUAUCGAUGCGUCAUUAUCGAGCAUCAGAGGUUUAGCGAGAAAAUAUAAAGUAAACGAUUUGUUUGCUUACUUGCGUCAAAGAGAGCUUACAUCUGAUGUAACAAAAGUCGAAGAUGAUUCUAAAAAUUGUGAAAACGUGGAAAGUAUACAUGAAAAUGUGGAAACCACUUCAGGUGUUUUGAAACUAAAUGAAUCUACUUCCAAUACAUCGUCGAAUCAUACGCGUGAUGGCUUGGACAACAAUCUGCGUCCUCGAGAAGCACUGUUGCAGGAAGAUAAUAUAGAUUCUUUUGAAGAUAAUCACACAUCUAUAGAGGAGUCCUACGUUCUGGAAAGUGAAAAUAUUAUUUUAAUGAAAUCACCGGAUAAAAUAAAAUCUAGAAAUAACACACCCACCAAGUUUGACUUUAGCGCAUCUCCUGACAUGUUUGACGAUGCGCCUGACGUGACAAAGUAUAAUGAUACAAGCACAAUGUGCUCCGAGGAGCAGGAAGAUUCAAAUAUUAACAUAUUAUUAAGCUUGAUUAAACAAGAUGCAGACGCUGAUAUCUCUAGUCAAAGAUCACCAGUUAGGAGGCCUCGGAGCGCAGAACAUUCAGAAUCGAUCGAAGAUACAGCCACUUGUUCGAAAAAUGUGGAACAGGAUGUAAUCGAGAUUGAUUCGGAUUCUGAAUCAAAUUCAGUGAAACCGCCCACCAUUAACAAUUCUUUACAGAAAAAUUCUUCGAGUGACGCUGCUCAAAGCAGUAAAUCGAGUAUACCAAACCAGAAAAGUGAUCUAACAUUGUUCAUCGAGAAAAUUCAAAGGCAAAACGCAAAAUCGGAUUCGGAUUUAGAUACAGAUUCCGAUAUAGAAUGUGACGUACAAAUAUCUCCUAUGAGACAUAAAAAUCCAUUUCACAUAGACAAACGUAUCCCCGAAGAUGCUCAAUCGAGUAAUGCUGAACAGCCAAUCAGCACAAACAAUAAACCUGGUAGAUUAAGUAUAAUGGAACGAUGCAUACAGUCAUAUGCUAACAAAAAUCCAGAAUUUUAUUCUCAUUGUUCUAGUGAACGUGAAAAUGGCAAGCAAACUGAGACUUUACAUCCAAUUUCUGUAUCCCCUAAGACACUGGCAGAACCUUACGAUGAUACGUUAUAUUGCACGAAAAACUUUACUUCACCAGCUGAAAAGGAUAGCAACUUAACAAAGCAAGUCGUAACUGCGCCACCAUCAGCAACAACAACAAGUCAAUCGUCAAAUGAGAGUAUUUCUGAUGUAGAAGUGAAUGAGACAGAGAUUUCUAUGUAUUCUAAAUACAUGAAAGAUCACAAGGAUAAUAGCAUUGCGAAAUAUCGCGCGGUAAUCGAGAAAAAUGCAUCAGACAGUGAUCUGUCUAAUGAAAGUACCUCAUCCACUUUGGUCAAUGAAAGUAAUGAAAUUGAUGAACGUGAGAAUGAUGAAGUGUUGACACAAGAUGUAGAUAUAAUUGUUUCGUCGGAUACAGAGAUUGAGAGCAUAUCUUCCAGCGUCAGUUGUCCUGUACAAGACGAUGAUGCUGAUCACGAGAAUCCAAUGUUUCGUCUCGUGCAACAAUCUAAAAAAUCAAGAGAGAAUAAUGGACAAAAUAUAGAAGAUAAAGAAAAUGGUCAAUCAGUCAGUAUUCCAAAAGCCGUGACGACAACUUUAGAGGAACAAAGAGACAGUAGUGGGAUAAUCGGUUCAAAUCAUGAUAGCGUCAACAGUAGUACAGGUAGCAAAUCUGAUAAUGUAAACCUUAACGCAUAUUUUACGCAAAACACAUCUAGAUUAAAUAAAUCGCGUGAUAACCAGAAAGGAUUUAUCCCAAACUCGACGGCGACAUUUUCCAGUCUGGAUUUUUCGAAUGUAGAAAGUCGAUAUUCAGACGGCAAAGACUGCAAUAAAUUUAUGUCAGAGUCGUCAAACAAUUGUGAAUUAAAAAAGUCCAUCGAACAUUCUUUCAACUUCGAAGACGAUAUAUAUCUUGCAAACGUGGACGUCGAGAAAUACGAAAAACGAGAACAGCAAGCUUUGGAAAGGAGUCAAUCAAGUAGCGUGUUAACUUUGACAGAAUUUCGAAAAAGUAAUGCACGAAGAUGCACUAAUAAAAAUAAUAACAAGAAUAUCAAAACUAGCGGCAUAGCUGACGAUAUCACGUCUGGAAAUUUAGACCGUAAUAGAACGUCUUUGACUCAAAAUUUUGCAGCUAUUAGGACAUUUAAGAAAAAAUCUUUAUCAGAAGGACAGAUUAGUAGCAACAUAUUACGUAAUCAGGAGACAACUUUUAAAGAUAUAUCUUCGCAAUUGCAAUGCAGUUAUAGUCAAAAGAUUGGAGAUGCAAAAAUUGAGCCUAAAAUAUUCGACAAAGAUGUUACGCCUUCGCCUCAUUACAAUAGUAUGAGUUCUCCUGAAUUGCACAAAGAAAUGAAAAAAUACGGAUUAAAGAUACAAAAGCGUAGCAGAGCUGUAAAAUUGUUAUCGCACAUUUAUAACGAGCUUCAUCCCUUGAUACCUACAACUGAGGUGAUUCCAGAAGAAAAAGUCACUGAAAUAUCAAGCGAUGAAGAUGAUGGCCCACCAAAAAAAAAGCGGAAUGUAGAAGAUAAUUAUGUAGAAAAACCCGACAACGUCGAGGAAAAUGAUGAUGAACUGCUUUGUUCUCAGGAUAGCAAUAAGAGUAUAAAUUCUUUAAAAGAUAGAGUCAGCAAAGAAAUGGAAUUUUAUGAAACCGAAUCGUAUCCGCCGUUAGAAAAUUCAUCAGAUAUUACAAAAGCCUUUACGAAACUGAUAAAUCUUGACAAAGCUUUGUAUAACAAGAUAUUACAAUACGAACCUAUAAAUAUCGAAGAGUUACGUUCCACGUUACGGACACAUGGAUUCAAAUGCAAGCUUCCCAAUCUCAUGAGUUUUUUGGAUGAACAGUGUAUUACAUUUUAUGUACCAGAACAGAGCAGUAGGAGCAGAAUCCGCAAGAAAACAUAAUUCUGUACACAUGAAGUACUUUCAAGGAACUCAAAUAAAAUUUUUAUAUCGUUUUCCGUAAGAUACACACUAUAUAAAAUAUGAGUAGUAAGUUUUAUAUAUUCUAUGUGAUUAUCAAUUGUAUAUAUCUGAUUUGUAGCACAUUAUAUUCUUAUACUUAUUAUAUAUUAUUCUUGAAAUUUGUUGAAGAGAAAUAUACAAUUUACAUUUUGUAAAUU